Molecule: messenger RNA, 2759 nt
Organism: Carcharodon carcharias (great white shark)
Lineage: Eukaryota; Metazoa; Chordata; Chondrichthyes; Lamniformes; Lamnidae
Gene: ddx20
Product: DEAD (Asp-Glu-Ala-Asp) box polypeptide 20
Exons: 11
Coding region: 99-2675 (858 amino acids)
Biological process (GO): spliceosomal snRNP assembly
Cellular component (GO): SMN complex
Molecular function (GO): RNA helicase activity; ATP binding; RNA binding
Source: RefSeq, a predicted model, not a curated record
GGCGGGCUCUUGGUCUAGGGGGCGUGGCUCUGGACCGGAGGCCGGGCUGUGAGCUCUCGCGAUAUUUCCUCUGAGGUCGGCCUGAGGCAGUGGCCAAGAUGUCGCUGUGUGGCCGCCGAACCGCUCACAGCAUCGACCAGCGGCGCCGCACCGGGGAUGUGCUGCUGGCCGGGCCCGAGCAGCUGGACUUCGGUGCUUUGCUUCUGACGCAGCCGGUGCUGGAGGGGCUGAGGGAGGCCGGAUUCGAGCGACCCUCCCCCAUCCAACUGAAGGCCAUCCCGCUGGGGCGGUGCGGGCUCGAUCUGAUUGUACAAGCUAAAUCUGGAACGGGGAAAACAUGUGUAUUUGCCACAAUUGCGCUGGACUCCCUCAUCCUAGAGAAUCCGGCAACACAGGUUCUCAUUCUGGCACCUACCAGGGAAAUUGCUGUACAGAUCCAUUCUGUCAUCACGGCAAUUGGCAUUAAAAUGGAGGCCCUGGAAUGUCACGUCUUCAUCGGAGGAACCCCACUGAACCUAGACAAAAUGCGGCUGAGAAAAUGCCAUGUUGCAGUUGGGUCUCCAGGUCGCAUUAAGCAGCUGAUCGAGAUCGGCUUUCUCCCAACAGCCAGUAUACGACUGUUCGUACUGGAUGAAGCAGAUAAGUUGCUGGAGGAGGGCAGCUUCCAGGAGCAGAUUAACUGGAUUUAUUCCUCAUUGCCAUCAAAUAAGCAGAUGGUGGCUUUGUCUGCCACAUACCCAGAGUCACUGGCCCAUCAUUUAACGAGGUACAUGAGGGAUCCCAGCUUCGUCCGACUCAACCCCACUGAUCCAGCACUCAUUGGGCUGAAGCAGUUCUAUAAGGUUGUAAAUUCCUACCCACUUCCACACAAGAUCUUUGAGGAGAAGAUGCAACAUUUACUGGAGUUGUUCAGCAAGAUCCCCUUCAACCAAGCCCUGGUCUUCUCUAAUCUUCACAGCAGGGCCCAACGUCUAGCAGAUAUUCUCACCUCGAAAGGACUUCCUGCGGUCUGUAUCUCAGGCAGCAUGAAUCAGAACCAGCGACUUGAAGCCAUGUCUAAACUAAAACAGUUCAAAUGUCGUGUCCUCAUUUCCACUGACCUGACUUCCAGAGGAAUUGAUGCAGAGAAAGUGAACCUAGUUGUUAACCUUGAUGUACCCCAGGACUGGGAGACAUACAUGCACCGAAUUGGAAGAGCUGGCCGCUUUGGCACUCAAGGCUUGGCUGUAACUUAUUGUUGUCGUGGUGAAGAGGAGAAUGAGUUGGAGCUAAUAGCACAACGUUGCAAUCUUCAGCUCCUGAGUUUACCUGAUCCAAUUCCACCAGGACUACUGGAAGAGCCUGUUGAUUGGGAUGUAGAAGUCAUCAAGGUACAAGAGGCUAAGAAUUCAUCCCUUGAGGCAACUUCACCGUCCGCUGAAGUUGAACCUUCAAUGGCUGCAAAGCAGCAGGGCGCAGGCCUGGAGCCACUUUCACUGCCUCCCGUCGAACUAACUGGAAAGAUGUUCACGACCAGGAAAGUUCAGAAAUUGAGGAAGGCGGCGACAGAAAAAGAGCCCCAGGAGCUUGGGGUGGAUGUUGGAAAGACGCCUGACGUUAGUAUCUGCCACGUACCCAACAAUGACAUCAAAAUGAAAGUUCAGUCGAAUCUCCAAGCUACUAUGUCCUGCGAUGGGCCCCAGUCAUCGAGUGAACAGGUCGCCAUCACAAUUCAAAGCAGGAAGGCGCUGCAAGAAUCGCUUCCAAAAAUCCCAGCCCUGCCACUGUUUAAGAAAAGUUCAAAACGUGGGAAGAGAUCAUUGAAUUUUGUGGAAAUUGUAGAAGAUUACGAGCGCUUCCUUGCUGAACGAAACAAGAAUCCAGUGGAAGUAGUUCGGCGGUGGACAGGUUUCGCUGGGAUCUUGAAGGAGAAAUCGUUGAACGAAGGCGAAGAUUCAGAGAGCCGAGAACUGAUGCUCCGCGAGCAGAACAGUAGCCUGUUUUUAAGUAAGAAAGAUAUGAUGUGUCUGCACACUUCUCAAAAAUGGGCAAAACCACCUGUGUUGGAUGGCCAAGACUCCAGCGAUUCCAGCACCAGUGCUAGCUCUUCGACACGAAGCAGGUCCAGCAGCAGGGAAUCAUCUACAGAGGCAGAGGUGCCGGUGACCACACGUGCCCAUGAUGAAGGCCUGCGGAGGAAGGACACGGGCCCUGCACUGGAGAACAUUCCCAACCAGAGUGGGAGAAGCCUUCCCGCCUUCCAGCCCCAUACCUGGCACGAGGGCUUCAAAGGCCGUGCAGCUUCUGAUUCUUUCUCCUGUGCACCUUCCAAAAGGCCGCUUGAAAAAGAUACAGGGUUAGGUCUUAAAAGCCCCUCUCUUAAAGGCUCGCCUUCUAAGGGCAGCAGGAAGAGACCCAAGGGCGAUCCCAAAUUUGGAUCAGCUGAAAGAGCCAAAGCUCCCGGUGAGCAAGAGGUGGGCAGUGAGGAUGCAUCACGCACUUACCCUGAAAGCAGACAGGUACUGCCCGCUGAACCUGAUUGUUCUGGUGAUUACUGGAAGGCUUACUAUCGUGCCUGGCGCAAUUACUACGCUACCAUUGGUUAUCCUUACUAUGGAAGUUCAAAGAGAAAUUCUGAUUGGCUGAAAGCUUACCAGAUGAACUCUGUGUAUCUGCAGGAACUGCUUAAACCAUAAAUGAUUAGCUUUUUAACAGUAAUUUACAGUAGAACAUUUUUGUACUACAGCUGAGCUAAUGCAAUAAAGAUUUCACACUUGUGA